This is a messenger RNA of Callorhinchus milii (elephant shark), 3081 nucleotides long. It is a transcript of the gene rabggtb, whose product is annotated as Rab geranylgeranyltransferase subunit beta. Lineage: Eukaryota; Metazoa; Chordata; Chondrichthyes; Chimaeriformes; Callorhinchidae. The transcript has 9 exons. Gene Ontology annotation, biological process: protein geranylgeranylation. Gene Ontology annotation, cellular component: Rab-protein geranylgeranyltransferase complex. Gene Ontology annotation, molecular function: Rab geranylgeranyltransferase activity. The coding region runs from base 308 to 1303 and encodes 331 amino acids. The record is from RefSeq and is a predicted model, not a curated record.
CUUCUCUUUGCAGCUGCUGUCUAGGCAACCGACGUCCCCUUCGACCCCAUUCACCCCCACCAACCAACCAACCAACCAACCAUCUGAGCUGUGGGCGCGGCUGUGUCGAGUGCCGAGCAGUGCCGCAGGCAGUCAGGCAGCGGGAGGGACGCCUGUUUACCGAGCUCGCGUGGGGGCGGGGGCUUUCCUCCUGUUCAGGGCUGACAGUUGGGCUCGUGCCGCUGCGGUGCUGAGCCGUGAGGAGAGGAGAGGAGAGGCGAGAGGAGGGCGGGCGUUUGUGUGGCGGCGGCGGCGGCGGCGGCAAACCAUGGGUACUCCAGCCAAAGAUGUCACAAUUUCAGCUGACGCGCUUGCUGUUCUUUUGUUGGACAAGCAUGUGGAUUACAUCGCCUCGUACGGAACAAAGAAGGACGAUUAUGAAUAUUGCAUGUCUGAGUAUCUACGAAUGAGUGGAAUUUAUUGGGGCUUGACAGUUAUAGAUCUGAUGGGACAACUGCACCGAAUGAACAAAGAAGAAAUUCUCCAGUUUGUUAAGUCAUGUCAGCAUGACUGUGGUGGAAUCAGUGCUAGUUUAUGUCAUGAUCCUCAUCUUCUGUAUACCCUUAGUGCUGUACAGAUCCUUUCUCUAUAUGAUAGUCUACAUGUCAUUGAUGUCCAUAAAGUUGUUGAAUAUGUUAAGGGGCUACAACAAGAAGAUGGCUCAUUUGCUGGUGAUAAGUGGGGUGAAAUUGACACUAGAUUCUCCUUUUGUGCUGUAGCAACACUGGCACUUCUGGGAAAACUUGAUACCAUUAACAUAGAUUCAGCGGUUCAAUUUGUUUUGUCCUGUAUGAACUUUGACGGUGGAUUUGGUUGUAGACCCGGCUCUGAAUCUCACGCAGGACAGAUCUAUUGUUGCACAGGAUUUCUAGCUAUAACUGGCCAGUUGCACCAUAUUAAUGCUGACUUACUUGGUUGGUGGUUGUGUGAACGGCAGUUGCCAUCCGGAGGCCUUAAUGGACGACCAGAGAAGUUGCCUGAUGUUUGUUAUUCGUGGUGGGUGCUAGCAUCUCUGAAAAUAUUAGGACGGAUACAUUGGAUUGACAAAGAUAAACUGAGAUGUUUUAUCUUGGCUUGCCAGGAUGACGAGACAGGUGGUUUUGCAGACCGACCUGGAGAUGUAGUGGAUCCCUUCCAUACCUUGUUUGGAGUUGCAGGCUUGUCACUAUUGGGAGAUGAGCAGAUUAAGCCAGUGAACCCCGUGUUUUGCAUGGCAGACGAUGUCCUGCGAAGAAUUGGUUUGCAGCCUGAAUUAUUGACCUAAAAUUUGAGUUUGAGUCGUAGUGCCAUUUAAAUUCUAUUGCCUGGACAACACACAUUAGCAAAAUUUAUUCCACUAUCUGAUCUGGAUUUUGCAAUAAUUUGUGAAUAUAAUUUGAUAUCCAUUUAUUGUAUUUUUUUUCUGUGUUUAAUUCGAAAAACACAUUUUGCAUUGUUUUAGUUAUGACAAACAGUGCAUUUAUAGGACUUAUAUUGUGAGUUGCUUGCAAUAUUAUAUCAACAUUAUAUUUUUGCUCUUCCAGAAUUGCUUUGUGUGGUAUAUUUUCAGUAUUUUUAAUUGAUAAAAGUGAAACCUGAACACUGUUUACAUGAAAUGGUCAAGGUUAAACUGUUGUCAAAUGUAAAUGUCAGGUUCAGCUAUUUACAUAUACCUGGUUGUGUUUCAGGUAUGUGUAAAUAGCUGUUGAAUAUCAUUGGGCUCCUAAAUUAGAAAGAAAGUCAAAGAUUGAUUUCAGGAUUGUGGAAUUAAAAGCAGCAGGGAAUUUCCUAGUAAAUCAUGUUUUCAUUUUAUAAUUAUAACUAAUUUUAAGACAUUAUUGUUUGCUACACUAGCAAUUUGAAUUUAUAUGUCAAUCUGAAACUUGCAAUGGUCCCUUGAGCAUAUGGGAGAUGUGCAGGUUUUAACUUUAAAAUUAAUUCAGCAAGAAAUAACCUAAUGUGUUCUUUUAGUGUGAAUUAAUCCUCUGGUAUGGUUAAAUACUAGUUGUGAACUACUUUAGUUUCCACUACAUCUUAAAUUAUUUUGUAAUAAAAAAGUAAGCAGAUCUAUAUAUUUUCAGCACUGCAUGUUUAAAAUUAAAUAUAAAUUAUGUCAACUAUGAAUUAACUCACAAUUCCAAGGGAUUAAAUCUAGAAUGCAGUGACCAACAGUAAUUAAGAGCCUGAUAAAUGCAAUUAUCAACAAAGCAACAGAUAUGAAUUUUCAAGUUUUCAGUCGCUGGGGAGAUUUCGUGAACCAAUGGAUGAAACAACCUGAAGGAAGUGAAAGUACUGUAGUUCGCAACUGGAAGCAGACUGAGAAAAGGGGUAGUUUGCUAAAGAAGCAGUAAAAUAAGUAUGAAAUCACCGAAAGACUGAACAAACUAAUACGGUUGUACAGGUUAAAAUCCAGAUUUGGGGUUGUCAGGCAAUGAAUGAAAACAGACAAUAACGGGGCAAAAAAUAUUUUUUAAAAAUAUUAAAAAUUCUAAGAUGCAUGCAAGCAGCAAUUAGAAGGUUGUGGUAAGAAUAACAUCAGUUCAUUGAGCUCCCAGUGUAACUGAUUCACACUCGAACUGAUUUUGGACUUUGGGCGAAUCCGAGUUUUGAGGCCAAUCAUAGUCCUUUGUUGAGAAGUUUUUGCUCAAACAAAUGAUUCUGAAUUCUCCAAUAAAACUUCAGUUUUCUUUUAUGUUCAAGUUUUUCCAAAAUGUAUAUUUUUCAAAUAAAGCUUUACUUGAAGAAUGUAUGGGAUUGCAUAGAACUUGGUAAUUAUUCAGUUGAAAAAAAGGAAUCCAGUUAAUAUUUCAGUUGUUGUCAGAGGUGAAGUAGAUUGCUAUGGUUGUAGAGUAGUACCCAUUCAUAUUAGCAUUUUGCUUUAAAUUUAUCUAAUCCCUCUUACCACAUUGUCUAAUUUUUAAUUCAAAAUAUUUAUUUUUAAACAUCGGUCAUUGAUAAGAGCAUGAUUAGUAACAGACAUGUUACAUCUGAAUGUCCAAAUAAAAUUGAUGUGGCUAUUCCUGUAUUGUACUGAGUAUUACAUGAGGUCCAUUUGAACCAAAA